Molecule: messenger RNA, 3138 nt
Organism: Clonostachys rhizophaga
Lineage: Eukaryota; Fungi; Ascomycota; Sordariomycetes; Hypocreales; Bionectriaceae
Source: the annotation of a GenBank genome assembly
AUGCCCCGAUACGUACCAGCGAGCACCGUUCGCGGGACGAUGGUGCCUGAGAUGGCAAGCCAAAAUCUGCUUCCAGAGCUGGUACGUGACGCGAAGCUGCAAGCAACCAUUGAGAAUAAGCGCACAACCCACACACGACGAUCUGGGCACCGGGCAAUAUCCUCUGAAUCAUGGGAGUUUGAAAAAAUCCUCGGACAUGGCGGGAAUGGUAUAGUCUUGCUGGAGCGGAAGGUGAAGGAUGAUGACGGCCCGGCGGAGCUGCGCGCCGUCAAAGGCAUCCAGAUCUCACAUGGCCAGUCAAAAUCAGCAAGCAUGAAAUACAUACGCGAGCUCGAAGCCUUCGCAAAGUUCUCUCAGAAAAGAUAUGCCGAUUCCUUUGUCAAGCUCUACGGUUGGUACGAGAGCCCCGAAUGGCUACAUAUCGCCAUGGAGUAUUGCGAGCACGGAGACUUGGAUAAGUACAUGUCCCAUGUAAAGACGCUUCCCGAAGACCAGGUGCGCGGUAUUACUUGGCAAAUACUGGAGGCUCUUACCUUUAUGCACGAGGAAGACUUCGCCCACCGGGAUCUCAAGCCGGCAAACAUCCUAAUCAUGCGCAAGCCGCCUGAGAAAUGGUGGAUUAAGCUCUGCGACUUCGGGCUCUGCAAACGAAGUGAAUACAUCAUGGGGUUGACCACGGUACAAGGCACUCCGGCCUUCAUGGCCCCAGAGAUGAUCGGAUAUCCUUUCCGCGGCGAUCCGAAGACAUCAAAUCCUUUCUAUUCUGACAUGUGGAGCUUGGGCGAAACUAUUCACUUGAUCCUCACCGGCCAUUUCACCUUCAAGGAGCCCAGUAACCUUCGACUUUUUCAGUUAGGCACUAUCCCGUUUCCCAAAGACGAGCUGCAGCGAGCCGAUAUUAGCGAAGAGGCAAUUGACUUCAUUCGUCUUCUCAUGCUACCUACUCCUUGGCAGCGGCUCAACACCGAGAAGGCCUGGGAACAUCCAUGGAUGGAGAUGGAGGCGAAACCCGCCGGCAAGGUAGCUGCCCUAGGACAACCACGGAACCCCCCCGACGAAUUAAAUCCUUGGACUGCCAUGAUCCAGUCGCCAAAGCAUUCGAAUCUUACUUCACCAUCCGGGCGAUGGACCACUCAGCCCAGUCCGGGAGGAGCACCAAGCCUGGAUAAUCCUACACAAAGAGUCGGUACUUCUGGGUCUGAAGGUGCCCAGAUGAGCGUCUACGCUCUGGCUGAGAAUCUCCAUUCUCCCACGGCCAAUUUUAUGCCUCCUCCAUCUUCCCCGAACCAGCUCAGUUUUGCAGCCAACAUCUUCACUACAAAUGCCACUACGACUAGCCAAGGCCCAGCCCCUGCUCCCGCUUCAGCUACUCGCAUGGACACCGCUGUUGAUGAAUGGGGUGAUGAGAAUAUCCAUCCUCUAUCCUUUGACAUUCUUGAGACGCCACAUGCCGAUGAUAUGAUCAAUACAUCCAUCAACCGCAGUGUAGCUCCUUAUAUCAAUCCGGCCGUGUCUCCUCGCACAAAUCCUCACCCCACCGGCCCCCAGUCCAGCACUACUUCUUUCACAAGCAGCACUAACCCCGAGACGGCCGGUGCUACGCAGCAGGCCAGGGUGAAGUCGAUACUUUCCAAGACCGGCUUCGAUAUUCUCAAGUGUCUUUGGCUUGUUGCAACGCGAAAAAAUUCCAAAAUUCAACUUGGUGCGGUUGACUUGUCAUGUGCCAUCACAGUUUGCGAUGUUACAAUGAACGACUGCCCGGUUGUCUACGUCUCGGACAAUUUUCAGAAUCUUACUGGGUAUAGCCGCCAUGAGAUCCUUGGACGAAACUGUCGCUUCCUCCAAGCACCCGACGGCAAGGUGGAGGCGGGCGCUAGGAGAGAGUUCGUUGACGAUGGCGCGGUGUUUAACCUCAAGAAGAUGAUCCACGAACGCCAGGAAGUUCAACAAAGUCUAAUCAAUUAUCGAAAGGGCGGCAAACCGUUUCUUAACUUACUAUCAGUGAUACCUAUUGCCUGGGAUACAGAGGACAUUCGAUAUUUCAUCGGUUUCCAAAUUGACCUUGUUGAGUGCCCGGAUGCGAUUGCCUCUGGGCAAGGGCUUGGGGGAGUUCAAACUCCUCCCCAGCCACCUCCGGGACAGUGGGGGCUCGAAAGCGGUCAUACUCUUACUAUGGACGAUGUAUCGUCUCUACUACGUCAGUUCAAUCGUUAUGACCUUGCGUCUGGUUGGUUUCAGCAAUCUUGGGAUUCGAUGCUAGUUGAGAACACCGAUGAUGUUAUCUGCGCUAUUUCUCGUAAAGGCUUGUUUCUUUACGUAUCGCCUGCUUGUAAGCGGGUGCUUGAGUAUGAUGCUGCUGAGCUUGUCGGAACCUAUAUCUCCACUAUCUGUCAUCCAUACGACAUUGACUCCGUCAUCGACGAACUAAAAACUACUACCCUGCAGAAUCAUUCAAACAUGAUCUACAGGAUCCGAAGAAGAUACAGUGGCUAUACAUGGUUCGAGAGUUAUGGGUCGCUCUUUGUUGACCGAGACAGUCAGCAAGAGUGCAUCAUCUUAGUUGGCCGUACGCGCCCUGUAUAUUCACUUAGUCGCCGGAACCUAGACGCCAAUGGUGGUAUUAGUGACGGCGAGCUAUGGGCCAAAAUCUCGACUUCAGGCAUGUUUCUUUUUGUUUCGUCGAAUAUCAGAUCGCUUCUCGACCUACAGCCCGAGGCAUUGAUUUGCACAAGCAUCCAAGAUCUCAUGCGUAAGGAGUCGCGGGCCGAAUUUGGGCGUUUGAUAGAGAAAACUCGGCAUGGCAGAACUAUCACCUUCAAGCACGAAGUUCAAAAUCGGCUUGGCCAAUUUCUACAGGCACAGGCCACGCUCUAUCCCGGCGAUGUCUGCGAGGGUAAUAAGCCAUCGUUCUUACUAGCUCAAAUCAAGCUCCUUGGGGUAUCAACUCGGAGUGUUACCUCGACAAGUCCCGCAGCCAGGGUCGGGUCCUUCCCCGCGACUUCAAUGUCUGACCCUAAAGAUGACAUAUUUGAAGAGCUAGGGACCACUAGGAGCUCCAGCUGGCAGUCUGAGCUGGAUCAAAUCAAAAAGGCCAAUCUUCUCCUAACCAUAGAACUGAACGAAUUGCUCUUCAAGUAG